AUGAUACGCCAAGCUCACCUAUUGCUCAACAAUGCGUACAAAGUUUUGUCCUCAUCCGCUCGAACAUUUAUGCUCCUAGAACAUCAUGGGAUGGCUGUUUUGAAAUCCGGUGGCAUCAAUGUUCCACCUUUCGCCGUUGCAACAACGCCUGAGAAAGUGAAGAAAGAAGCUGAAAAUAUUGGCGGCAAGGAUUACGUUGUCAAGGCUCAAGUUUUGGCUGGUGGAAGAGGCAAAGGCACAUUUGACUCUGGUCUCAAAGGCGGAGUUCAUAUCGUCUACUCACCCGAAGAGGCCGCAGAAAAGGCAAAGAGGAUGAUUGGUGCCCAUCUCAUUACCAAACAGACUGGUAAGGGUGGAAAGCUUUGUGAAGAGGUCAUGGUGUGUAAACGACUAUUCCCGCGUCGUGAAUAUUAUUUUUCCAUAAUGCUCGAUAGAGCAAAUGGCCCCAUUAUUAUUGGAUCAGGUCGUGGCGGUGUUAACAUUGAAGAAGUAGCGGCUACUGAACCAGAAGCUAUAGUAAAAGUUCCAAUAGAUAUAGCUACCGGUAUAACUCCUCAGACUGCAGCAGAUAUCGCAAAAAGGAUGGGAUUCACGGACAGUCCAGCAAAACAGGCUGCCGAGGCGAUAAUGAAACUUUACGAUAUUUUUCGAAAAUCCGAUGCUACUCUUCUCGAAAUCAAUCCUAUGGCUGAAGAUAUCAACGGAGAUGUCUAUUGUAUGGACUGCAAGUUGCUUGUUGACGCAAACGCAGAGUUCCGUCAAAAAGAAUUAUUUUCUCUUAAAGAAGCCAAGCAAGCUGAUCCGCUUGAGGCUCGUGCUGCUGCUGUAAACAUCAAUUAUAUUCAUCUAGACGGGAACAUCGGAUGUAUGGUGAAUGGAGCUGGAUUGGCUAUGGCUACCAUGGACAUUAUCAAACUUUAUGGUGGAGAGCCUGCAAAUUUUCUUGAUGUGGGAGGUGGUGCCAGUACCGAACAAGUCAUGGAAGCGUUCAAAAUUAUUACGGCUGAUAAGAAAAAGAUCACUGCCAUUUUUGUGAACAUAUUUGGAGGAAUUAUGCGCUGCGAUGUUAUUGCUGAAGGAAUCAUUAAAGCCACUAAAGAACUUGAUAUCAAGAUUCCAAUUGUUGUUCGUCUACAGGGAACAAAAGUGGAAGAAGGUAAAGCUAUCAUUGCUAAAUCAAAUUUGAGAAUUGUGACAUGUGAUAAUCUUGAUGAGGCUGCCAAAAUGGCUGUGAAGUUAUCCGACGUUGUCGAAUUGGCUCGAGAAGACCACAUUGAUGUGAAAUUUCAAACACCUUAG
This is a messenger RNA of Cylicocyclus nassatus, 1299 nucleotides long. The record is from the annotation of a GenBank genome assembly. Lineage: Eukaryota; Metazoa; Nematoda; Chromadorea; Rhabditida; Strongylidae.